UUUCGAAAUCGUGUCGAAAUUUCAAUACGCAGAGCAGCGGAAACGAAACAAACUGCCGAAAGACAUCUGACAACAAAUAUCUUUCAGCGCAAAAAAUUUCAAUUGUAUUUGAAACCGCCAUGAUUGCUGCCGCGCUGCAACCCGUCUCAGCAGCCCCUGAAUAUCUGUGCUUCGCUAAGACCCGGAGUAGAAGAAAACCCUUGGUUACUCUCCGGAAUUCGCUGGUAAUCGAUACGGCGGCGGACGAGCAGGCCUCAGCCGAAACACCACCGGAAUCCGUCUCCCGCCGCCUUAUACUGCUCCGCCACGCCAGGAGUUCCUGGGAAGACCGGUCACUCAGAGAUCAUGAUCGACCUUUGAGUAAAUUGGGACGAGCUGAUGCUGUCAAAUUAGGUCAGAAACUUGAGCAGUUGGGUUGGAUUCCUCAACUUGUACUAUCCAGUGAUGCAAAGAGAACACGGGAAACGUUGAAAAUUAUUCAGGAGCACGUGCGUGCUUUCUUGGAAGCCGAGGUACAUUUUGUUUCGAGCUUUUACUCCGUUGCAGCCAUGGAUGGGCAAACAGCAGAGCACCUUCAACGGACCAUAUGUAAAUACUCAAGAAAUGAGAUUCUUACAGUAAUGUGUAUGGGCCAUAACAGAGGAUGGGAGGAGGCAGCUUCGAUGUUCUCUGGUGCCUCCAUAGAACUGAAGACUUGCAAUGCUGCUUUGCUUGAAGCAACUGGGAACUCAUGGGAAGAGGUCCUACAUAAUCUCUAUGUUGUAGCUUGUAGUUUGAAUACUUCAGUUCUUUGCAGUUUUGACAUAGCAUUUUCUUUAGCAGGAUUUGGUGGUUGGAAACUGCAUGCUGUCAUAAAGCCCGAGUCUGAUCUCCUAGGUGUUGUUUAAGUUGAGGCCAAAUUAUCGUCCCAGCUGUCAGUGAACUUGCUCCGCUUCAUCUACACUUGAGAUCUGACACGAUCGUGUCAAUAGAGGAGUUAUGGGAAUAAGUUGUCCAUGUGGCUGCUAUCUUCCGAGGUAGUUCUACGAGUUUUCCUACUUGUUGCCACCUCACUGUAGUCCUAUGCUUUGAUUGCUGGAAAUACGAGUGCUCAUGCGCUAUGCUUAUUCAGCUAGCGAAAGUUCAUUUUUUGGAUGAACGUACAUAUUGAGGAAAGGCAUCUUUUGUACAUUUUAGGACUAUUCAGAGCAUCCAGCCAUCUGUGAGGAAAUAUGUUGCUAUUACAUUCCAAUGGAGUUCUCUUCAUGAAGAUGUUUUAUCUUCUGCAUAUGUUAUUAUCGCCACUUCAUUUGUAUUGAUAGCUAAAAUGCUAAAACUACUGUACAAUCGGAUUAAUAAAAAAGCUUUGCUAUAUUA
Messenger RNA from Salvia miltiorrhiza (redroot sage), 1356 nucleotides. RefSeq lists its product as uncharacterized. Bases 120 to 887 code for a protein of 255 amino acids. The record is from RefSeq and is a predicted model, not a curated record. The transcript has 5 exons. Lineage: Eukaryota; Viridiplantae; Streptophyta; Magnoliopsida; Lamiales; Lamiaceae.